Messenger RNA from Chaetomium strumarium, 336 nucleotides. RefSeq names its product 60S acidic ribosomal protein P1. The record is from RefSeq and is a predicted model, not a curated record. NCBI's taxonomy places the organism in Eukaryota, Fungi, Ascomycota, Sordariomycetes, Sordariales, Chaetomiaceae. The coding region runs from base 1 to 336 and encodes 111 amino acids. Gene Ontology annotation, molecular function: structural constituent of ribosome; ribonucleoprotein complex binding; protein kinase activator activity. The transcript is spliced from 4 exons. Gene Ontology annotation, cellular component: ribosome; cytosolic large ribosomal subunit. Gene Ontology annotation, biological process: translational elongation; cytoplasmic translation.
AUGUCCACCGCUGAGCUUGCCACAUCAUACGCGGCGCUGAUCCUCGCCGACGACGGUGUUGAGAUCACCGCCGACAAGAUCCAGACCCUCAUCAAGGCCGCCAACGUCGACGAUGUUGAGCCCAUCUGGGCUUCAUUAUUCGCCAAGGCUCUCGAGGGCAAGGACGUGAAGGAUCUUCUCUCCAACGUCGGCGCGGGCGGUGGUGCUGCUGCCCCCGCUGCGGCUGGUGGUGCCGCUGCUGCUGGUGGCGCUGCUGCUGAGGAGACCAAGGAGGAGGCUAAGGAGGAGGAGAAGGAGGAGUCGGACGAGGACAUGGGUUUCGGUCUCUUCGACUAA